AAUAAAGAGAUGUUUAUUUUUAGUGAAAGUUGCCGGGAGCAUUUGAUGUGGGAAGUCCAAAUAUCCAGGUUGAAAAGGUGAAAAGAUGAGCAUACCUGUCCACCUGUCCCGUAAAGUUCUCACCUUGGUUCUGAUAAGACAUCAGCAGCAGGUGCUACUGGGAAUGAAGAAGCGCGGGUUUGGAGCAGGUCGGUGGAACGGCUUCGGAGGGAAGGUGGAAGUCGGUGAGACUAUCGAACAAGCUGCAAAGAGAGAGCUUGAGGAGGAAAGCUGCCUGAAGGUGGAGCGUCUACAGAAGGUUGGCCUGCUGCUUUUUGAGUUUGUAGGAGACCCCGUCAUACUGGAGGUCCACGUCUUCUCAUCAAGACAAUUCACUGGAGAACCCAGGGAAACAGAAGAGAUGCGCCCAAAAUGGUUCCCUGUGGAACACAUCCCGUAUGACUCCAUGUGGCCAGACGAUGUGCACUGGUUCCCUCUCUUCCUCAAGGGGACCAAAUUUUCAGGAUUUUUCAAGUUCAAGGGCCAUGACACCAUACUGGAGCACACCCUACAGGAACUGGACACACUACCACAGUGAUGGUUUUUGAGGUUUUUUAUAGAU
Molecule: messenger RNA, 601 nt
Organism: Branchiostoma belcheri (Belcher's lancelet)
Lineage: Eukaryota; Metazoa; Chordata; Leptocardii; Amphioxiformes; Branchiostomatidae
Product: 7,8-dihydro-8-oxoguanine triphosphatase-like
Exons: 4
Coding region: 86-577 (163 amino acids)
Biological process (GO): DNA protection
Molecular function (GO): 8-oxo-7,8-dihydroguanosine triphosphate pyrophosphatase activity
Source: RefSeq, a predicted model, not a curated record